AUUUCCCGCUUCGGGUCUCAGUAAUGAGGAGACUGAGUUUGUGGUGGCUUCUAAGCAGGAUCUGUCUGCUGCUGCUGCCGCCCUGUGCGCUUGUCCUGGCCAGGGUCCCCGGCUCCUCAUCCCACCCGCAACCCUGCCAGAUCCUCAAGCGCAUCGGGCACACAGUGCGGAUCGGGGCAGUCCACCUGCAACCCUGGACUACAGCCACCCGCACCACCACCAGCAGUGGACAAGGCUGGAGAGGAGCAAGGGGGCAACGCAAUGACAUCUAUCCCGGGGGCGCCGCGGCGCCUGUCACAGCAGGAAAAACGGCAGGGGCCCUGGACCGCCAGGCCAGGGCGGAGACUGAGGCGGUGGCUGCAGUGGCACCGGCAGAGACAGGCGAUAGAAGUUGGCGGGCCAGGGCCCCCACAUACGUCGGUGGGGCAGAGGCUCCAAGCCGCUGGAUUGGGAGCGCCCUGCACAGCAGAGGGGCUGGGAUGCCGGGAGGCGCGGGUGAGUCAACAACACUCUUUCCGCGGGAUGCCCUGCUCUUCGCUGUGGAGAAUCUGAACCGCAUGUCGGGACUGUUGCCUUACAACCUGUCCCUGGAAGUGGUGAUGGCGAUUGAGGCUGGACUCGGAGACCUCCCUCUCCUACCCUUUUCCUCCCCGAGCUCAGCCUGGAGCAGUGACCCCGUCUCCUUCCUGCAGAGCGUGUGCCACACCGUGGUGGUACAAGGGGUAUCAGCGUUGCUUGCAUUCCCCCAAAGCCAGGGGGAGAUGCUGGAGCUCGAGUUCAUCAGCUCCGUCUUGCACAUCCCAGUAAUCAGUAUAGUGCGCUACGAAUUUCCUCGGAAGAGUCAGAAUCCCCUUCACCUACAGCUGAGUUUAGAAAAUUCAUUAAGUUCUGAUGCUGAUGUCACUGUCUCAAUCCUGACCAUGAACAACUGGUACAAUUUCAGCUUGCUGCUAUGCCAGGAAGAUUGGAACAUCACGGACUUCCUCUUCCUCACCCAGCAGAGUGCCAAGUUCCACCUGGGAUCCAUUAUCAAUAUCACCGCCAACCUCUCCUCGAGGCAAGAUCUACUGAGCUUCUUGCAAGUCCAGCUUGAGAGCAUUAAGGACACCACACCCACCAUGGUGAUGUUUGGCUGUGACAUGGAAAGCAUCCGGAGGAUUUUUGAAAUCACCACCCAGUUUGGAGGAAUGCUUCUGGAGCUCCACUGGGUUCUUGGGGAUUCCCAGAAUGUGGAAGAACUGAGGACAGAAGGUCUGCCUCUGGGCCUCAUUGCUCAUGGCAAGACCACCCAGUCUAUCUUUGAAUAUUAUGUGCAGGAUGCAAUGGAACUGGUAGCAAGGGCCAUUGCUACAGCCACCAUGAUCCAGCCAGAACUUGCACUCAUUCCCAGUACCAUGAACUGCAUGGAUGAGGGAGUCACCAAUCUCACUUCAGGGCAGUAUUUAUCAAGGUUUCUAGCCAACACUACUUUCAGGGGCCUCAGUGGUUCCAUCAAGGUGAAAGAAACCACCAUCCUAAGCUCUGAAAACAACUUUUUCAUCUGGAAUCUACAACAUGACCCAGUAGGGAAGCCAAUGUGGACCCGCCUGGGCAGCUGGCAGGGAGGGAAGAUUGUCAUGGACUAUGGAAUAUGGCCAGAACAAGCCCAAAGACACAGGACCAACUUUCAACACCCAUCCAGACUACAUCUGAGAGUGGUCACCCUGAUCGAGCAUCCCUUUGUCUUCACACGUCAGGUGGAUGAUGAUGGUCUGUGCCCUGCUGGUCAGCUCUGCCUGGACCCACUGACAAACAACUCCUCCAUAUUGGAUGAUCUUUUUGACAGCCUCCAGGGCGAUAAUGAUACAGUGCCCAUCAAGUAUAAGAAGUGUUGCUAUGGCUACUGCAUUGAUCUUCUGGAAAAGCUGGCAGAGGACCUGAACUUUGACUUUGAUCUCUACAUUGUUGGAGAUGGGAAGUAUGGAGCUUGGAAAAAUGGCCACUGGACUGGGCUAGUUGGGGACCUCUUGAGUGGGACAGCCCAUAUGGCAGUCACUUCCUUUAGUAUAAACACUGCUCGAAGCCAGGUGAUUGACUUCACCAGCCCCUUCUUCUCCACCAGCUUGGGAAUCUUAGUGAGAACCCGAGACACGGCAGCUCCUAUUGGAGCCUUCAUGUGGCCACUCCACUGGACAAUGUGGCUGGGGAUAUUUGUGGCCCUCCACAUUACCGCCAUAUUCCUCACCCUAUAUGAAUGGAAAAGUCCCUUUGGAAUGACUCCCAAAGGGCGGAAUAGGAGUAAAGUCUUCUCCUUCUCUUCGGCUUUGAAUGUCUGUUAUGCCAUCUUGUUUGGUAGAACUGUGGCCAUCAAACCUCCCAAAUGCUGGACUGGAAGAUUUUUAAUGAAUCUCUGGGCUAUUUUCUGUUUGUUUUGCCUUUCCACAUACACAGCAAAUCUAGCUGCUGUCAUGGUUGGAGAGAAAAUAUAUGAAGAGCUCUCUGGGAUACAUGACCCAAAGCUUCAUCAUCCCUCUCAAGGCUUUCGAUUCGGAACAGUUCGGGAAAGCAGUGCUGAAGACUAUGUGAAGCAAAGCUUCCCAGAGAUGUAUGAAUAUAUGAGAAGGUACAAUGUACCAGCCACCCCAGAUGGAGUGGAGUAUUUGAAGAAUGAUCCAGAGAAGCUGGACGCCUUCAUCAUGGACAAAGCACUCCUUGACUAUGAAGUGUCCAUUGACGCUGACUGCAAACUGCUCACAGUGGGGAAACCAUUUGCCAUUGAAGGCUAUGGUAUUGGCCUUCCUCCAAACUCUCCACUGACCUCAAAUAUAUCAGAACUUAUCAGCCAGUACAAGUCACAUGGAUUUAUGGACGUGCUGCAUGACAAAUGGUACAAGGUGGUUCCCUGUGGCAAGAGAAGCUUUGCUGUCACUGAGACUUUACAAAUGGGUAUUAAGCACUUUUCCGGACUCUUCGUGAUGUUGUGCAUUGGCAUUGGCUUAUCUAUCUUAACUACCAUUGGAGAGCACAUAGUAUACAGGCUGAUCCUACCACGAAUCAAAAAGAAAUCCAAGAUGAAGUACUGGCUUCACACCAGUCAGAGGUUACAUAGAGCUCUAAAUACCUCAUUUGUUGAGGAAAAGCAGCAGCUGAAGACAAAGCAAGUGGAAAAAAGGUCCAACGCAGCAAACAGUCAGCUCAGCGUAUGGAAUACUGCCAACCUGAGCCACUGCAAUCGGCGGAAAUACACCUACAGUGAUGAAGGGCAAAGCCACCUGAACAUGCACCCCCAUCAGGGGAUCUCCCUCCCUAUAGUGAGGAGAGAGAUUCCCACUUCCCUCACCACCAAUGGGAAACCUGACUCCCUAAAUACUGCUAGGAACUCAGUGACCCAGGAGCUCACUGAGCUGGAGAAGCAGAUUCAGGUAAUCAGGCAAGACCUAAGACUGGCCAUGAACAGGAAGAACCAACUGGAAGAAUAUCAGAGGACAAAUAGGACAGUCGAGUCCUAAGUGAUCCAAUCUCUAUCUGUUCUGUCCUGACCUUCCUGUCCUUCCCCCAAGCCACUUUCAACCUUUCUCUAACCCCUCUGUAAAAUUUGUAAUGCACUUUUGUAACUGCUGGCAGUGGUGAAGGAGAACAAAACAAUAGGUUCUCCUUAGAAGGCAAUCUCAAAAUGGCUCAUCAAUUUCCAUCCUCCAGGGUGGUAUUCUCAUUCGGAGAAAGAAUCUCUUCCUUCCUCUAUGUGAACUUCGAAUCAGUCAAGGGCAAUCUUGGACAAAGUAACAAAUCAGACCAUGCUCAUCUCCUGUUUCCUUCUUCACCUGGUGCCACAUUUCUGGUUUUUAGCCCUUUCAGUGCAUUAAAAAAAAAAAGUCAAUCAGACCUGUGUCUCUUACUGGGUUUUGAUGUUUUUACUAGUACAAGCAUACCUCGACUAACAUGAUUAAUCAGGCAUGAUAAUGUUGUAGGAGACAACCAGUUCCACGGAUUUAAUGUUUUCAGUGGUCAACUGGCCUGACAAUGAUAUAUCAGGGUUUCAUGAUGUGACAAUGUGGUUACUUCGUGUUAAUGUUAUUGCAAAAAUAUUGUGGACAGUGCAACGUUAGGAGAGGUGUGAUUGUACAGAACGGUUACCCAGGACUAUAUAUUUUAAUAAUAUUUCUUCAAUUUAACCCAACUCAAAUUUGGGGAUGGUUUUUUCAUUUUGGGGGUAGGAUAAGUGAAAAAAGGGCAGUGAAGAAAAGAUGAACUGAACCGUCAAAAAGCUAAUUGGGUUUGACUCUGUUAAGCAACAAGUUUGAUUCUGUUAAGACUCUAUUAGAGCCAAUCCUGCUAAAAAAAAAAUGGCAUCAUAUUCUUGAGUCAAGCUAAGCUUUCUUUAUAAGUGUGUGCCUUUUGUAAGAGACAAAAAGAAUGAGAGAAAAGAAGACAGAGAUGAGGCCUCUCUGAUGAACAUCUGUUGUUUACUAUUUGUAAUAGGAUGUGUGUGACUGUGAAUCCUGUGAAAAUGUUUGUGCAAACCAUGUGAUGGGUUAAUUCUCAAAUUAGCAACAAUCUGUCCUCUGACUGUAGGAAGCCCCAAAAGUGAUCCUCAUGCAUGCGACAGAACCUGUUCCAUCCCAUGCUUGAACUUUCAGGCAUCUACCCUUCCUUUUUGUGAAAUUAUUGUGAUAUUUGCCAAAUGCCCCGGUCACCAAAGGCAUAUUGAAAUGACUCUUGGUUCCUCCAGUUGGUAUCUCUAGCACAUUUAUCACCUCCAUGAAGUUGGAUCUGAGUUAUCUAGUUGUCUCUUUUUAGCUACCUCCUAACCCCCACAUAGCUCUCUGGAUAAGUAAGAUUGGGAUGGAGCCAGGGAAGCCAAAAGAUCACAGCGGCUGAGGGCCCUGAGUGCUCUGAAACAAAGUAUUACUGCCUUUGGGACAAUAUGCUUACAAUGUCACCUUCCAUUGCCACUAGGGCAGCAAAAAAUGUCACUCAGGAAUAGACUCUCCUUUAUAUCAGUUACAUUCUUUUUUUCCCAAUACUCACCAUUUGUCCCAGUUAAUCCAUUCAAACGUUAUUAAGCACCUAUUAAUUCCAGGAACUGCUUUGCACUAGAUGCUGAUGGAUAGGUGAGUAAAAUCUUCACAGUCUCUGCCUUCACAAGCUUCCUUUUUGAGUGCCUCUUAAGUGACUGGCACAGUAAGUAGCUGGCUACACCCAGUCAACAUGACAAGUAGUUACCCAUCUCCAACAAGUGAAUGAAAGGGCUCCUAGCUCUCCAACUGUCCCUCACUUUACGUUGUGGCAUUUGAAGUUUCUACUAAAGUCAUUCUCUUAAAUGGAGAACUGAAUUUUCUGGAUGCUCCCAUUAACAUUCAAAUACUCCUAGCUAAGUAAUACUUUCAACCUUGAGGGUAAUAAAUCACAACUGGAAAAUGAGUCAAUAGGAAACAAAGCAAAAGAGAUACCUCAAGAAGGGGAAAUGGGAAGGAAGAGGGACUAAAAACCUUUAAAAGUUUCAGCCAACCCUUCUCUUAGGCUAUCCCUCACAGGGCUCUAAAGCAGGAAGCCCUGAGUUUGAAGGCACAUCUCUAAAACUAUCUCCCAGAAUUUUCUAAUUACAGCCCAGGAUACCGUAGGGACCAGGUCAUUACCCUCUGUGCACCUCUUAUCCAAAAGGUUUAUGUACUGGUGUACCUCACUUCACACAGUAGCCAGGUUCUGGAAAAGUUGCCUGUAAAUGGAAAUUUUUGUAAAUCUAAUUAUAUUCUAACUGCAUUUGGGUGGCUAACUACAUAGAGGAACCCAGCAGUCUUUUGUAAAGUGAAGACUCCUUUUGUAAUGCAAAUAAUUAUCCCCUAAUUUAUUUUUUUCUAAGUUUGGGUUUUUUAACAAUGGAUUUAAUUAAAGCAGGGCACACAUCAAUAUAAAGACAUUUUGAGGAAUGCUUUUUUGGGUUUCUCUAUCUUGUCACAAAAUAGACAGUAAUUUUUUCCCCACUCAGUCACUCAAUGUCUGUUCUGGACUAUUGGGUGAUAACUGGCUGUCACUGGUAUACCUGGGAUAGAAAAGUAGUAGCCACCUGAAGGUCAGCUGUUGGGGGCUGUCACCAGGUUUACUGUCACUGAUGUUGCUUGAAAUGAUUUCAUUUUCUGGAAAAAAAAAUUUCUUGUGAUGAAAUGAAACUGUUUUCAUGUUAAAUUGUGAUGGUUAUUUUUAUUGCUGGUGGUUGAACAGUGUUUUGCAACUUGUGAAAAGUGUGCUGUAUUUUGUAAAAAAGCUUUCAUGAAAUUAUGAGUCCUUCAAAACAACUCUGCUCUGCUCUGUUCUACCCUAUUCUUACCUGGGCUCUAGAGGCUUAUGCCCUACUUGGGCUCUAAGAGAAAAAGUCAGUGACCUUCAGGUUAGGGAUGGUAUCAUAUAAGAAAGAAAAGGAGUUUUCAUCCCUUG
Messenger RNA from Phascolarctos cinereus (koala), 6411 nucleotides. RefSeq names its product glutamate ionotropic receptor NMDA type subunit 3A (gene GRIN3A). The record is from RefSeq and is a predicted model, not a curated record. Gene Ontology annotation, cellular component: membrane. NCBI's taxonomy places the organism in Eukaryota, Metazoa, Chordata, Mammalia, Diprotodontia, Phascolarctidae. Gene Ontology annotation, biological process: monoatomic ion transport. Gene Ontology annotation, molecular function: signaling receptor activity; ligand-gated monoatomic ion channel activity.